GAGUUUGUCCAGCCUGUUAGAUCAAGGCAUGGUUUCAGCAUCUCUGACCCCCACAAGGACUUGGAGUGGUCUUCUGGACUGGGGAUGCGGGUGGAAGUGGGCAAGGGAGGCUAGGAUCCCGCCUUGAUGUUGCUUUCGGUUGGGGACGGAACCUGGAGAUCUUCUCAGCCUGGCAUGGAUUUUGGGGUGGCCCUGCUGGUGAUUCCUGCUCUCUGGCUUUGGGGACAAGCCGCUUCAGAACCAGUCAACUUUUGCUCCUCAGCUCCAUGUAAGAACGGAGGGACCUGCAGAGACCUGGAAGACAGCUACCAGUGCUUGUGCGCCCAGCACCCCGUAGCAUAUGUGGGAAGAGACUGUGAGUUGCUAGCCGAACCAUGCGAUGGACAUCCUUGUCCACCUGAGUGGAGUUGCAGUGGGACACCUGGAUACCUAAAUUACACUUGCCACUGUGGAUCAAGCUUGGCAGAUGCCUCCUGCCGAUCUCAAGGGGAAGAGUGCAAGGCGAACCCUUGUCCUCAGCCCGGUUUUGAGUGUGUCAGCCUCCAGGAUGGGUACGGUUGUCACUGCCCGAGUGGAAACCAUUGCUUACCGAGCUCUUCCAUUUGUUCAAGUCAACUUUGCAACAACGGUAGCUGUCUCGAGAACGGCGGGACGUACAUGUGCCAGUGCCCGGCUGGCCACACGGGUACCCACUGCGAGGAGGAGGUCGACGAGUGCGCCUCCAACCCCUGCCAGAACGGAGCCAUCUGCCUCGACCGCGUCAACGAAUACAGUUGCUUCUGCGUGCCUGGAUUUCAGGGCUACCACUGCGAAAUUGACAUCAACGAAUGCGCCUCCCGACCUUGUCAACACAACGGCACCUGCCUCAACGAGAUAGACCAUUACGUUUGCCAGUGUCUGCCCGGCUACACAGGUGUGAACUGCGAUGUGGAGAUCAACGAGUGUGAAUCCGGUCCCUGUUGGCAUGGUGGCACCUGCUCUGACCAUAUUGGCUUCUUCACCUGUUCCUGCCUGCCGGGCUACCAAGGAACCCAGUGCGAAGUGGAUAUUGAUGAAUGCCAAAGCCAGCCUUGUCUUAACGGAGCUAUCUGUGAGGACCUGGUCAACAGCUACCAGUGUGACUGUCACAACACGGGCUUCGAAGGACAACAUUGCGAGACGGACAUCCUGGAGUGUGCUUCGCAACCUUGUCAGAACGGAGCCCCGUGCUUGGAAGGAGCUGGAUUUUACAACUGUUCUUGCUGGCCAGGAUACGUGGGAACACACUGCGAAGAAGAUCUAAACGAGUGCGCCACGCACCCCUGUCUCAACGAUGGAGAGUGCUUCGAAUUGUCCAAUCAGAGCUACUACGGGAGACGGGAGGAUUUCCCCGAGCGGUUUAGCUACGAAGAAGCCGCUGGUUUCAUCUGCAGUUGUCAUCCCGGUUUUGAAGGAGAAACCUGUUCCGUCGACAUCGAUGAAUGUGAAUCUCAACCGUGCGAGAACGGAGGGAGUUGUGUGGACUUGGUGAACAGCUAUCAUUGCGACUGCUUGCCCGGAUAUUCAGGGAUCGAGUGUGCCAACGAGAUAGAUGAAUGCGAGGGCCACCCUUGUGAAAAUGGAGGGACCUGCGAAGACGCCAUCGCUGACUAUAUCUGCCGUUGUAUCUUCAACCCAGACGGCGUAGCCUGGGGUGGGAAGAACUGCUCUGUGGAGCUCACGGGUUGCAAGAUCCACCACUGCCAAAACGGGGCUCUGUGUGUCCCCACCUUCCAAUCAGAGGCCCACGGCUACCUGUGCCAGUGUCCUCCUGGAUUUUACGGGCCCACCUGCUCCAUCCCAACCACCUUCUCCCUGACGGACAAUGGCUAUCUCUUAAUCAACGCAUCUGCGGAUGAUAGGAACACAAGUGGUCACGGAGCGAGCGUAGCUCUCCGGUUCCGGACUACUCUUCUCAAUGGCCUCCUUUUCUACCGAGGCCACCAAACUGAGCAUCUGCUCCUGGAACUCUAUGCUGGCCUUCUACAGGUGAUGCUUUUGACUCAGGAGGCCAACGUAUCUUUCACGCUGGAGUCACCGCCGGUGAACGAUGGCCACUGGCACAAAGCAGAAGUGUCUCUACAAGAGUCUCUUGAAUUCAGGCUGUGGCAUGAAGCUUGCCAAGGAGGCAUCUGCCUGUUCAGCCAUCCCCUUGGCGAGACUACCCCUGUUUCUCUCCUGCCCUCAUUUCUGAAUAUAUAUGUUGGAGGAGUUGAGGAGACGUUAAUGAUCAACUGCACGGGACACUUCACUGGUUGCUUCGAAGACCUGCAGAUUGACUCCAAGAUACUCCUACCAGAGGACGUAGAAGGUCUACAGCUUCCUGGAUUUCAACUGGGUUGUGAGAGAACGGAAUGGUGUCAGUCUCAGCCUUGUUCCCACGGUGGUCAAUGCAUUGACUUCUGGACGGACUUCCGUUGUCGCUGCUCCCGGCCUUACGAAGGCCACACUUGUUCCUACGAGUCACCCUCAGCGACAUUUGGCCAGGAUAAUUCUUCUAGCUUUGUCACCUUUGAGGUUCCCGACAGCCUCGGGCCCAAUUUUAACCUCUCCUUUUUUAUCCGGACGCGGAAGGCCGGCGGACUCAUAUUCCAGAUCAGCAACGGAAGCGAUGUUUUCCUUACGGUAUACUUGAAGGACGGGAAGCUCCAGAUCGAAGCACCGUCGGCUGCUUGGGUGGGAUCUUCUGGAAAUCUGGCCGACGGCACCAGGCACUUUGUGGCGCUCUCCUUCCAUGAAGGCCUCGCUCGGGCCAGCCUGUUAAACAGAGAAGAAGAGCUGGGAGAUCUGGCCGUCGCCUUUCUUGCUGCUAAUUUUGAGAUCCAUGUGGGUGGGCUCCCCCACGAAGAAAAUUUGGACCUCUGGGGGGGCCCUUUUAAAGGCUGCCUGCAGGAUAUCCAACUCAAUCACCACCAGAUGCAGUUUUUCCCUCCUCCAGAUAACGACAGCCUUCCACAGGACGUGUAUGUGAGGCAAAACCAGAACGUUGUCCCAGAAUGCCUCUCAGACAAUGCCUGCAAGUCUUCUCCUUGCCUCAACGGUGGUCUCUGUACCGUCACCUGGAAUGACUUCAACUGUAGUUGCCCGCCCAACUUUACCGGGAAAUGUUGUGAGGAGAAAGUCUGGUGCCAAAGAGAUUUGUGUCCUCCACUUACCGCUUGUGUGGAUGUCCCCUCCGGUUAUGUAUGUCUGGCCAAUGCCACAUUUGAUGAGCACGAUGCCGUUGAAUUCACAGCCAAUAUGUCUAUCGUCAGAGCUCUUCACAGCCUCCGCCUGGAUUUCAGGACGCGGGACAGCGAUGCUGUCUUGAUACAAGCCAUCGAGGAAGUCGAUUCCCUUCUGGUGGCUAUUCAAAACUCUUCGCUCCUGGUUGAAAUCCGGAGCGGGAAUGGAGUCGAGGGAGCCAACUUUCUCAGGCCCAUGCCCGUCGCUGAUGGCUCCUGGCACACCCUCUUGUUGACCAUGGAAGAGCCCUCAGCCUAUUCGUCAAGGUGGCAUCUCCAACUGGACGAUUCCACCAACACAACUCUCCUGGGUAAUGCCGGCAACCUGGAUUUCUUAAAAGGCAACGCAUUUAUUGUCUUGGCUGAAAACUUCACGGGCUGCCUCGGACACGUAGACAUCGGGGGGCUGUUUUUGCCCCUGUCCAGCCACCCUUUUUACCCACAGCCAGAACAAUUCGUUCAGGUGACCAGCAGGGCCCUCCUUCUGGGCUGCCAGGGAGAAGACAUCUGUUCUUCCAAUCCGUGUCAUCACGAAGGCUCCUGCUUGGACCUCUUCAACGCCUUCGGUUGUGCCUGCCAGCCUGGGUGGGAAGGGCCGCUAUGCGAGACCAACACGGAUGAGUGUAAAUCUACCCCGUGUCUUCACGGCGAGUGCGAAGACCUAGUAGGAGACUUCCAGUGCAUCUGUCAUAAAGGUUUCAUCGGGAAACGUUGCCAUAUCAACGUAGAUGACUGCAUAAGGCACCAGUGCCAGAAUGGAGGGACCUGUGUGGAUGACGUCUACAGCUACACCUGCAAAUGCCCGCCAGAAUACUCUGGCCCUCUCUGCGAGUGGCUUCCCCCUGAACAAUGUGGCAAGAACUUCACCUGUUUGAACGGCGGCAAAUGCAUGAGUGGGCCAUGGGGAGCCAACUGCAGCUGCAAGAUCGGCUACACGGGGAAGAAGUGCCAGAUCAACGUCAGCGAUUGUGACCCCAGCCUUUGCAAAAACGGGGGGACGUGCCAGCACUCCAUGAAUCGAUCCUGGUGUAUCUGCGGUGCCAACUACGCUGGGGAAUAUUGUGAUGUCAGUAGAGGGAGCCUUCCAGGCUCUGCCUUCCCCUUCCCCUUGGUUGAAGUGGCAGUUCCGGUCGUCUGCAGCUGCCUCUUUCUUCUCAUCAUCAUCCUCGUCCUCAUGAUCCUCACCGCCCGGAAGAGACGCCAAUCCGAGGGAACCUACAGCCCGAGCCAGCAGGAAGUGGCCGGAGCUCGCCUGGAGAUGGACAGCGUCCUCAAAGUCCCACCCGAAGAACGUUUAAUAUAAGCAACGAGGGGAUUUGAUAAAAGUUGGCACAAAAGUGUGGGCAGAGUGCUCCUUCCAACAGACCAGGAUGGCAGUGAAGUUGGACGCCCAUUGAGUGGGUGGCCCACCUGUAUACCUGGGACCUUUGAGGACCUAUACAUGUGCCUUGUGGGUUCCUCUCUGGCAGUGGCAGCAACCGGCCUCUCAAUCAUACCACACACCUGUCCACUCCCAUGCUUCAGAAGGGCUGUUCUAAUCCAACAGGCUGCCUUGGCAAGUGGCUGUGCGGAAGGACGAUCGGCCACAGACUUCUCUGAGCAUCAACCAACCGACCGGAGAAUCCACACGGAAGCCCUGCCUCUCUCCUCGGUGUGGUUUAGACUCUCUUUGUGAUGGCCUCCAGGGAGGAGUUACAAAGUGGUCCUGUUGGGGUGGGCGAUUGUGGCAUUCUCGAAAGGCUCUACUUGUUUUAAGAGGGUUGUGAUGGCUCUGGUUUUGACAUGGGGGGAUGGGGGGAAGGAUUCGGAGGCCUUGUUUCUAGAGGCAGGGAUAGGACAUCCUGAAUUGUCAGGAUUGGCAUAAAACGAGAGUCGUGACGAAGACACAACAGCUGGGCAAAUGCACUUCCUCACUUUUGACAUUUGAAGCCUCUUCUUAGAUGGGUGCAUUGCCUAUAGGACUGUUCUAGGGGGACCUAGUUAUAGACAAGACUCACAAGGAAAGUCUCAAAUGCUGUCCCAAGUGGUCAAAUAACACCUUGACCUAUCCUAGACCAUGUCAGCAGCUCCAUGCUUCUUGGGAGCGGUUGGAACUACUGAGCUGCUCCUCAUCCCUUCAGGCAUCUCAGGUGUGUCCAUAAAGAGGAGAUGGACUACAUGAGAAGCCAACAAGACAAGCCACCAGGAGACCACAGGGUAUGAGCCGAGGUGCUGAAUGUCAACACUGCCUCUGCUGAGCUGAAUGCCAGUUGAUAGAGAGGAGUUCACAGGGGGUAUUCAGCUGGUUCGAACGAGUUCACCCGAACCGGUAGCAGAAAUCGUAGGUGGACCCACUCACCCGCCUUGGCUCUAUGCCAUUGUAUUUAGGUACGUUUUUGAGGUUUGGUCACAUGCGUGGUAGGAGUGCGCACCAGCAAAGCACAUGCGUGGUAGCUCUGGUGUACGCAUGAAGGCUGUCCGCACACUCACGUUUGCGAACCAGUAAGGAAGGUAAGUGCAUACCACCUCUGGAGGAGUUAGGUUCAAAAAUCUCUGCCCCCAUCUAUUGUAGUGACCAAUGUCUUCUGGGCCCUGCCUGCAAGCCAUACCGGUUGGCCAGAAGGUCAGAAUAUUCAUAGUCCCUGUAGGACUUUGGUGUUUGCAAAACAACCCACUACGGUUGAAUGCAAACUAGCUGAGAGGAUACGAAGGAAAAAGGCACCACAACUAGGUUGAAGUGUAUUGUUUUGGACUGUGAAAGGCUGAGCAGCUCAUGCCUGGGAACUCAACACAAACUGCACACCGAUCAUUAGACACACCCCGCAGCUGCGAGACGGAAGAGGGUGAACAACAAAAAAAAACUGCUUAACCCCAAUAACACACCACAAAAAAUCCAAAAUCCUCUUCUGUCACAGAACAAAACAUCUUAAAUCAUUCCCCCUCGAGUACCUACAAUUUCUGUGACCUCCUUCACACGUUGCGGUACAAUGCGCCACCCUAAAGUGCCUUGUAAACAAACCACUUGAAACAGCAUUAACCCAAGAUCCCUCAGCUUCACUUCACUUCACCCUUCGGUUAUAGUUUUUGAUAGACGUAGAAAUGAUUCCACUCCAAGAACACUCCUUAAAGAGCCAUCUUCCCCCAAGGGAAGUGGAAGUUUCUACGCUAAAACAUAGCGGGUAGAAGUUUAAUUCUUGCUAACAAAGAUUUCUCCUGUUUUAGUGUAGGUUGGCAUAUUUAGCUGGAGAAUAAGUUUCAGUCUUAAGUUUUAGUCUCAGCUUUAUCAUCACUUGACUCAUUCAUCUGGUCCAGGGGUCAGCAACCUGUGGCUCUGGAGCCGCAUGUGGCUCUUUCACCCCUCUGCUGCGGCACCCUGUCGCUCAAAAUAUGCGUCACAACCGCCAGUGUGUGACACCCACUUGGCACAUGAUUUAUUGAGCUUUUCGACUCCCGGUAGGUCAACCAUGGAUAAAUCCAAGAAAAGAAAAGUUUCAGAAGAAAACAGAAUGCUUAAUUCAACUACGUAUGCUAGUUUUGUGGUCACUCAGGAAAUAGUCAGGCACGGGAAGGGUUUUGUGGCUCCCGGUGUUUUCUUUUCUGUGGGAAACGGGUCCAAAUGGCUCUUUGAGUGUUUAAGGUUGCCGACCCCUGAACUGGACCAUGCAAUGCACUGACACCUGGUGUUAGAUUUAUUCUGAGGACUAGUCAUUAUGCCAAAGGAGUUCAAUUUAAUUCCCUGUCACACCCCACAAAACGUUUGCCCUCCUUUUCAGAGGAGUAGCCAUUCUUCCUUCAAACUGCUUGAAGCCCCCAUUAGACCCACCAGCGAUGAAACCUUUCUGCCGUUUAAUUUAUUUUUUGUUUUCUCAUGUGAACUUUUUGAUAUUUAAAUUUGGGGUUUAUUUUUUCACGGGACGUCUUGCCGCAGAUGGGAACGUCUGUUUACGCAAAUGUAAGGAGCCCAAUCCUGGUAAUAAUCCCAGUUGUAAUUAAAAAUGUACACACAGAA
This is a messenger RNA of Pantherophis guttatus, 7230 nucleotides long. RefSeq names its product crumbs cell polarity complex component 2 (gene CRB2). The record is from RefSeq and is a predicted model, not a curated record. NCBI's taxonomy places the organism in Eukaryota, Metazoa, Chordata, Lepidosauria, Squamata, Colubridae. Gene Ontology annotation, molecular function: calcium ion binding.